Cutaneotrichosporon oleaginosum is the source of this 1764-nucleotide messenger RNA. The record is from RefSeq and is a predicted model, not a curated record. Lineage: Eukaryota; Fungi; Basidiomycota; Tremellomycetes; Trichosporonales; Trichosporonaceae.
CCCAUCCAUCCUCAUCUCGCCUCCAUCUCAUCGCCAUCGCACUCGACCGUCGACUCGUACUCGACUCGACUCGACAUCAAUACUUUUCCACCCACUCCCAUCUCAUCCUCCACGACGCCCGCGCGGCCGGUCACCCCAUCCCGCACGAUAGAUGGCACGAAAUCCUAUCGCCCACCAUGCCCUCUGUUCCUAAUACGCUCCCCCUGCCAUACGCGCACGCGCAGGUGCCCGCGCCGCGCCGCGAGCCGCGCCAGCCCAUGCGCACAUCGAAGCUUAAUACGAAACUUAAAGUCCUGCCCACGCAGCCAGAUACCAUCCCGGAGGAGGACGACGAGGAUAAGGAGGCAAAUGAGGGUGACGAGGAGCAGCGCGGCGUCAAGUUCUUCACUCCGCUAUACCAGAUUCCGGCGGGUUCGGCCCGCCGCGACGCGUUGAACCUUACGCGGUCAGAGAAGGCCAAGCUGCCCCGUGUGACGGCGUACUGCACUGCAGCCUCAUACGACUUGGCCGGUCUGCAGACGUACCUCGCAAACCGUCCACCGAGCUAUCGCACCCACCCGCGCCUGUUCGAGGCCGAGUGCCUGUACACGCAGUAUCUACCGCCUGCGUCGGGCUCGGCCCCCGCCCCCGCCCACCGCAGCCCAGUCAUCAAGCCGCUGCAGCCGCUGACGACUGUGCCUGAGGGCAACCUGUUGGAUCUUGACGAGGACCAGUGGCGCGCAACGCCCCCGGCGCGUGCGCCGAAGCGGCAGACGGGCUUCGCGAAGCGGCCAGGCGGGAAUACGCGCCGGGAUCGCGAGCGCGCGCUCGACCGCGACCGCGACGACGCCGAGCCGGAUACGGACGACGAAGACUGGGAAGAGGAGGACUGGGUGCCGGACGUGUUCUUGUUCGAGUACGGCACCGUGGUUAUCUGGGGCAUGACGGAGAAGGAGGAGAAGCAGUUCCUACGCAGCAUCAAGAAGUAUGAAAUCGAGCGUCUCAGCGCCGAAGACAUAGAGAUGGAGGACCUCAACUUCUACUAUGCUGACUACUCCCGCAUCUUCAACGACGUUAUUACGUUGCGCAAGGGCUCGUCGUACAUGACCAAGCUUGCGUUGUCGCACGCGCUGGCGCAGUCGGUCAAGAUUUCGCUCUUUGAGGAACUGAUCUCGGCGACUAUCGAGCAGACGAAGGACAUUCCGCAGAAGCUCAGCGAGACCGGCAAGAUUGGUCUUCCGCGCAGCGAGAUUAUGAAGCAGAUCGGCAAUCUGUUCAUUCUGCGCAUUAACAUCAAUCUCGUUGGCUCGGUCCUGGACUCGCCGGAAUUCUUCUGGACAUUCCCCGACCUCGAGCCGCUGUACAAUGCGUGUCGCCAGUAUCUGGAAAUUGGCCAGCGCAUCGACCUGCUCAAUGCGCGCGUCGAUGUUCUGCACGACAUGCUGAACCUGCUCAAGGAGUCGGUCAACAGCUCGCACGGCGAGCACCUGGAAGCGAUUGUCAUCCUCCUCAUUGCCCUGGAGAUUGUACUGGGAGUUAUUACCAUCCUUGUGGACCUGAGUGUGUCGUAGGCAGCCCACGGGGCCGGAGAUCAUAUCAAUAUGUCUGUAUACCAUAUUUCCGCAUGACGAAAAUUGCGCCGAGGGCCAUUCCGCAUAGCCUCACAUCGCACGGGCUCUCGCACGGGCUCCGGUACGGCGUCCGGCGCGGCGCUCUGGGGCGUUCCGGGAGGUACCGGAACACGGGUGGAGAUUAAGAGUAGUGGCGAGGAUGCACCGCUCCGAC